AUGGCUGGUUCAAGGAUGCAAUCGCCGUCGCUCGAGACGGGCCCUAUGACUCAUGAAGUCUUGAAGGGCAUAUUUGCCUCAGACCAGGACAUGUACCCGGCGCCAUUGACUUGGGAGCGUCUUGAGAGCUGGACGAGGGCGGCACCGGAGCUUUCCAUGUGCUUUUACCUACCUGGAAACGAAAAUGAGGCACCAUCACGGACCCUCGUCGGUGCCGUCAUUGCACUGCCCAUCCUGGCGUCGUCGUGGCGGCAUCUGUUGGUCGGCCAAGUAAAAGAGACUGACGUUGAGCCCGACUCCAUGUUUCCUCGCAAUGGUGAUCAAGAAGAGGAUAUUGGACUACACAUAUUUCACAUUGAAAAGUUUGAUACGCCUGAUACUCGAGGUAGAGUACCUGGGUUUGCGGGGCUUGCGAUGGGAGCCGUUGUCGAGGUUGCGGCAAAGACAAGGUGGAAAGUGAUUGGACAUUCAGCGCUCACGGCUACACCAGAAGGGAGACGAGCUUUCGAUAAGAUGGGUUUCCAGCCGACGGGCUAUGAAGAGUUUUGGGUCUCGUCAGACUCCUCAGUCAGCGUCGAGCUAUUGACCAUAUCCGCGGAGACGACACCUCAACCUACGAUCCCCGAAGGAGAAGCCGUCAAGGGACACGCAACGAUGUUAGCAAAGCAUCUAUCCCUGGAAGACACUAUGCAGGACCCCUUGCCAGCAAUUGCCCCGACCCCGUCGCCCGAAACCCUCCCAAACGCUCUACAUGGUAAAGUCCAGCUCAUCAAAAAAAGGGGUCCAAACCUCACUACCUCGGCCCCAUACCGACCGCCUGGUCCAGAAUGUUCAUGCCUCGGCCGCGGACCUGGCAACCGGGAGCACGGCCGGGACACGUCUGCCAUCUUUAACGGGGUCUCACCGCCGAAAUUAGCAGUCAACGCUGGAGUCGUCUGGAUACUCGACCUGUGGGGGCGGUCAAGCUGGAACCACUUCAUAGUCAAGAGGGUUGUCAGCCAGACUAAAGAUACCCAAUCUUUGAUACCCCUUUCCUCACAAAACACACACACAUCUCUCACAAUGGCCCCCGUUUCCAACAAGUGCUUCGUCUUCAAGCAGGUCCCCAAGGGCCUUCCUGUCCCCGGACAGGACCUCGUCAUCGAGGACCGUCCUAUUGACCUCGACCAGCCCCUUAACGGCGGCAUCCUGAUCAAGGUCCUCUACUCCUCCUUCGACCCCUACAUGCGCGGCCGCAUGCGCCCCGCCGAGGCCGGAAAGUCCUACAUCCCCCCCUUCGAGCUCGGCGCCACCAUCGUUUCUUCCAUCGUCGCCAAGGUCGAGCGCUCCGACACCCCGCAGUUCGCCGCCGGUGACCUCGUCACCUCCUUCAUGGGCCCCAACGCCCAGUACGCCGCCAUCCCGGCCAAGUUCCUCCAGGGCUUCUUCAAGGUCCCCAACACCCACAACGUCGACCUGCCCCUCUUCGUCGGCGCCCUCGGCAUGCCCGGUAUGACCGCCUACGAGGGUCUCUACGACAUCGGCAAGCCCAAGGCCGGCGAGACCAUCUUCGUCUCCUCCGCCGCCGGCGCCGUCGGUCAGAUCGUCGGCCAGCUGGCCAAGGCCGAGGGCGUCAAGGUCAUCGGCUCCGUCGGCUCCGACGAGAAGCUCGACUUCAUCAUCAACGAGCUCGGCUUCGACGGCGGCUUCAACUACAAGAAGGAGUCCCCCCGCGACGCCCUCAAGCGCCUCGCGCCCCAGGGUAUUGACAUGUACUUUGAGAACGUCGGUGGCGACCACCUCGAGGGCGCCCUCGAGUCCUUCAACCCCCAGGGCCGCAUCAUCGGCUGCGGCAUGAUCUCGGACUACAACACCCCUCUCGAGCAGCAGAAGGGCGUCCGCGGCCUCUUCCACAUGGUCGCCAAGAAGCUCACCUUCCAGGGCUUCCUCGUCGACCUGUCCCCCAACAAGUACAAGCCCUUCCAGGAGAAGGUCCAGCCCAUGAUUGCCAAGGGCGACCUCAAGGUCAAGAUCCACUUGACCGAGAGCAUUGACCAGGCUGCCGAGGGCUUCGUCGGUAUGCUCACCGGCCAGAACUUUGGCAAGGCCGUGUUGAAGAUUGCGCAGGAGUAA
This is a messenger RNA of Colletotrichum truncatum, 2112 nucleotides long. RefSeq lists its product as uncharacterized. The record is from RefSeq and is a predicted model, not a curated record. NCBI's taxonomy places the organism in Eukaryota, Fungi, Ascomycota, Sordariomycetes, Glomerellales, Glomerellaceae.